GGCCGGGCUCUGCUCCGGGGCCUCUCCCUCUCGGUCUGGCGAGUAGGGGCCGGCUCGAUGUCCCGGAGCUUCCGCAGCAGCGCCGUCAGGAGCAGCAGAGAGAAGAGAUCCCACCUUCCAGAGUCCACCACUGUCUUCCUCCCUUCCCACUGACGUGAAGCCACUAUUAUCUCAGGAACUGAAAUGGCCAGACAAAUCUGUAAAGAAAUAUGCCAUGAGGUAGAAUCAUGGGUGUCCCUUGGGAACAGGAACCCUCAUCUCAGUAUUAUUUUAGUAGGAGACAACCCAGCAAGCCAUACCUAUGUAAGGAAUAAGAUCAAAGCUGCUACAGCUGUAGGCAUUGGUAGUGAGGUCAUUCUGAAACCUAAAGAUGUUUGUCAGGAAGAACUUUUGGACAUAACUGAGCAGCUGAACAUGGACUCAAGAGUUAGUGGCAUAUUAGUUCAACUGCCUUUGCCAGACCACAUAGAUGAACGGACAGUCUGUAACGGAAUUGCACCUGGAAAAGAUGUAGAUGGGUUUCAUAUUGUCAAUGUUGGACGACUAUGUCUGGAUCAGCAUUCUAUGAUACCAGCCACUGCCUGUGCUGUCUGGGAAAUAAUAAAAAGAACAGGAAUUGAAACAUUUGGGAAAAACGUGGUUGUGGUUGGAAGAUCCAAGAAUGUAGGGAUGCCUAUUACGAUGCUUUUGCACACUGAUGGGGAGCAUGAAAGACCUGGAGGUGAUGCCACAGUGACAAUAACUCAUAGAUAUACUCCAGAAGAGCAGCUGAAGAUCCAUACACAAUUGGCUGAUAUUAUCAUAGUAGCUGCAGGCAUUCCAAAGAUGAUUACCUCAGAUAUGGUAAAAGAAGGUGCUGCUGUCAUUGAUGUGGGGAUCAACCAUAUCCGCGACCCUGUAACAGGAAGGACAAAAUUAGUAGGUGAUGUGGACUUUGAAGAAGUUAAGAAGAAAGCGAAGUUUAUCACUCCAGUUCCAGGUGGUGUGGGACCUAUGACUGUGGCCAUGCUUCUGAGGAAUACCCUUCUGGCAGCCAAGAAGGUCAUUUACUAGACAACUCCUGCUACCUGGCACGAAAAUAAGAUUGAUGUCAUGUGGUUUAUUUAUCAGCCAAGAGUCAAAACCUCUAUAUUUUACUACAAAGCUGUUUAUUUCUACAUUAUAUUUAUUUUUCAUGUAUGGAAUGAUUCUCAAUUUGGCAGCUCACAAAAUCUUGUGCAUUCUCUGCUAAUGGAUUAUUCUUUUAAUUUUACUUUAAGAAAAAAGCAGUGAUUGCUCUUGCCUUGUAGAUAACACUGGUUCAUUAAAAAGAUUAAGCUACAGGUUGCUGAAAUAAUAAAAGGACUUACAAGCAGGUGACAGGUUUCUGAGAAUAUUCACAGCCAUGUCCUUAAAGGAAUCUUGAAUAUUUCACCAUGUGCAUGGGAGACACCUAGUCCUCAGAUAGCCUUCAAGGGAGAGUUUUGCUCUACUGAAUCGGAUGCUUUCUUUUAUAGGAACAGUCAACAUAAUAAGAUCUUGUUUUCUGUUUCUCGUGUAACUAUCAAGAUGUGGUCUUCUUCGGAGUAUCAUUCAUGAAAGCCUGACUGUUCCCUUCUCAUGCCUCCAUUGGAGAGGAGAUGCUGUCAAAA
Trichosurus vulpecula (common brushtail) is the source of this 1631-nucleotide messenger RNA. It is a transcript of the gene MTHFD2L, whose product is annotated as methylenetetrahydrofolate dehydrogenase (NADP+ dependent) 2 like. Gene Ontology annotation, biological process: tetrahydrofolate interconversion. Gene Ontology annotation, molecular function: methylenetetrahydrofolate dehydrogenase (NAD+) activity; methenyltetrahydrofolate cyclohydrolase activity; methylenetetrahydrofolate dehydrogenase (NADP+) activity. The transcript has 9 exons. NCBI's taxonomy places the organism in Eukaryota, Metazoa, Chordata, Mammalia, Diprotodontia, Phalangeridae. The record is from RefSeq and is a predicted model, not a curated record. The coding region runs from base 184 to 1053 and encodes 289 amino acids. Gene Ontology annotation, cellular component: mitochondrion.